Messenger RNA from Galeopterus variegatus (Sunda flying lemur), 1117 nucleotides. RefSeq names its product zinc finger protein 235. The annotation marks the transcript as partial. The record is from RefSeq and is a predicted model, not a curated record. Gene Ontology annotation, molecular function: DNA-binding transcription repressor activity, RNA polymerase II-specific. Gene Ontology annotation, biological process: negative regulation of transcription by RNA polymerase II. Lineage: Eukaryota; Metazoa; Chordata; Mammalia; Dermoptera; Cynocephalidae. The transcript has a single exon.
UGUCCUAUACACGAGAAGGACACCAGUUAUAGCUCUCGUAUUCCUGUUCAACAAAACGUUCGCACAGGAAAAAAACGCUAUUGGUGUCAUGAAUGUGGUAAGGGUUUCAGUCAGAGCUCAAAUCUGCAAACUCACCAGAGAGUCCACACAGGGGAAAAACCCUAUACAUGCCAUGAGUGCGGUAAGAGCUUCAAUCAGAGCUCACAUCUUUAUGCUCAUUUGCCUAUUCACACAGGAGAGAAGCCCUACAGAUGUGACAGCUGUGGAAAAGGCUUCAGUCGUAGCACAGAUCUUAACAUUCAUUGCAGAGUUCACACCGGAGAGAAACCUUAUAAAUGUGAGGUGUGUGGGAAGGGCUUCACUCAGAGAUCACAUCUUCAGGCCCAUGAAAGAAUCCACACUGGAGAGAAACCAUAUAAAUGUGGGGAUUGUGGUAAACGCUUUAGUUGUAGCUCAAAUCUUCAUACCCACCAGAGAGUACACACCGAAGAAAAACCGUACAGAUGUGAUGAGUGUGGGAAGUGCUUUAGUUUGAGCUUUAAUCUUCAUAGUCACCAACGGGUCCACACAGGAGAGAAACCGUAUAAAUGUGAAGAGUGUGGUAAAGGUUUUAGUUCAGCCUCAAGUUUCCAGAGCCAUCAGAGGGUCCACACAGGAGAGAAACCAUUUCGAUGCAAUGUGUGCGGUAAAGGCUUCAGUCAGAGUUCGUAUUUUCAAGCCCAUCAGCGAGUCCACACUGGAGAAAAGCCAUACAAAUGUGACGUGUGUGGGAAGCGCUUCAAUUGGAGCUUGAAUCUUAACAAUCAUCAGAGAGUCCACACAGGAGAGAAACCCUAUAAAUGUGCGGAGUGUGGUAAGGGCUUCAGUCAGGCCUCAAACCUUCAGGCCCAUCAGAGUGUCCACACUGGGGAAAAACCAUUCAAAUGUGAAGCAUGUCAGAAACGAUUCAGUCAGGCCUCACAUCUUCAAGCCCAUCAGAGGGUCCACACUGGAGAGAAACCAUAUAAAUGUGAUGCGUGUGGUAAGGCCUUCAGCCAGAGGUCAAAUCUUCAAGUCCACCAGAUCAUUCACACUGGAGAGAAACCAUUCAGAUGUGAGGAGUGUGGGAAGGAAUUCA